CAGUUGCACACGGAAAGCUAAGUUGAAUAAAAACUUACUGCAAGAUUCUGAGCUAGCAUUUGGAGUAAAAACAUCAGUAGAAGAUCGUCACGCGUUCGCCAUGGGUUAUGUGCAACAAAGAACGUCGUACCAGAUAUAUCUGUUGCUUUUUAUCUUAGUAUUUGUAUCUUUUAUAUUUUCGUUUAUUUACAUUCAAUACUAUCCUUUGAUUGUGCCGAUGAAAAAAGGAAGUCCAUCAUUUGUCACCAGACUAGAAGUAGAUAUUUCGCACAGAAGCAGAAGUACAACCAGCAUUGAACGUGCCACGCACUUCAUGGUAAACGGGAAGGGUUCUCAGCGCAACAUAGAUGAUCUGUCAUAUUCAGGAAAAUCAGUUCCCCUAAUGGACUUCAAAGACUUACGAGGGAGAAAAGAACGAGUGCUUUUGUUAGUUACUGUUGGCAGUGCACCACAAAGAUUCGACAGAAGGCAGGCCAUAAGAGAUACAUGGUGGAAAUAUUGCAAUCAGAAAAAGGUGAAAUGCGUCUUCUUUACAGAUGGCAUCAUAAAGAACCAAACUCUUCUUACCCUGCUACUCCAGGAAAAAAACAGCUACAAAGAUUUGGAGCUACAACCGCUUCCAGCUGGUGUUCAAUUUGGGCAGAGGUUUCUAAAUUCCAUCAAGUGGGCCACAGCCAAAUUUGACUUUAAUUAUCUUCUCAAGCUGGAUGACGACUAUUUAAUUUGUUUAAACAGACUUCUAUUCGAACUUCCUUUGCGACCGAAGCGCAAUCUCGUGUGGGGACAUUUUCAUUGUGAGGUUGAAAUGACUUGGGCUGACGAAGCAUUUGUGAUAUUCUCUGCCGACAUGAUCCGCAAAUUCUUGGCGCAAGAUAAGAACAAAAUUCUCUGUCACCCAUUUGCUGAUCAACAGUAUAGUAUUUGGAUGAAACAUAUGACUAAGCUUUAUUUCCAUGACACAAGGCUUCACCACGACCCACCAGCUUCCUUUAUUCCAGAAUUUCGAGAAAUGAGAAACCUGUGUGACUGGUAUAUUGGAAUACAUGGUACCUAUGUUGACGAGAUGAGGAAGUUUGCGAAGGUUGCAAAUGAUGGUGCAAAAGAAAUAGACACUAUCCCUAAAUUCUCAACCUUCUGCCCAUUCAAAAACUUUGAUCAUCGAAGGUUUUCACGCAAGUAUCAUUUUCAUCCUAAGCCUUGUAUACGAAAUCCUACUUGGAAGGGUUCCAAAUUUACUGGCCGUGAAGAUGAAAGCUCCCUACGUGAGAAAGAUCAACAAGACGAAUAGCCUCGAUUACCGGGGUUUUACUUUUCAAAGCUUCAAUUCUCAAGCACAGUUAAAGAAAAGAUGACAAUGUAAAAAGAAAAAAAACCCAAGUAUUUUCCAAACUGUGAACCAAUUCACAAGGGUAAAUUGAAACCCUUAUUCAUAAGAUGGUGUUAGGAAAUGAUAUUUUGAUUGAAUUCAAUUAAAUUUUUAAAAAUGUAA
Messenger RNA from Stylophora pistillata, 1489 nucleotides. Its product is annotated as beta-1,3-galactosyltransferase 6. Gene Ontology annotation, cellular component: Golgi membrane. Gene Ontology annotation, molecular function: galactosylxylosylprotein 3-beta-galactosyltransferase activity. Gene Ontology annotation, biological process: protein O-linked glycosylation; glycosaminoglycan biosynthetic process. The record is from RefSeq and is a predicted model, not a curated record. Lineage: Eukaryota; Metazoa; Cnidaria; Anthozoa; Scleractinia; Pocilloporidae.